AUGAAGUUCAAAACCUAUCUCUCGAAGGAUUCCAAACUCAAGGAUACUAUUUCGACGCUUGGGUGGAGCAACAACGAGGAUGUGUACAGCUGCUGCAGCGAAGACCUCCACAAGUGGACCUCCACCAAUCGGGAGAUGGUGAAAGUGGCCAAGCUGCCCGAAGGUUUCGUCCCGACCGACAUGCACUGGCUCUACGCGAGGGGCUCGGGAGUCGCCAGCGCUAGCCUUGGUCCCGGGUCGGGUAGUAAGGGUGGUGAAAGUUUGCUGAUAUCGAGCGAAGACGGAAGGUUUGUGAUACUGAACAAAAGUGCGCGUGUCGAGCGGAAUGUUUCGGCCCACGCGGGAACGGUGGUGGCCUCUCGCUGGAGCCCCGACGGAGCCGGACUGCUGACGGCCGGCGAGGACGGUGUCAUUAAGAUUUGGUCCCGUUCCGGUAUGCUGCGGUCGACGGUCGUGCAAAACGAGGGCCAAAUCCGGUGUGCCUGCUGGGGGCCGACGGCGACGGCCAUUGCCUACAGCCAGGGAUCGUUCGUAGCGAUCAAACCGUUGGCCGCGAACAGUAAGCUGACGAAGUGGAGAGCCCACGACGGGAUGGUGCUGUGUCUGUCGUGGUCGAACAACACGGCCCUGAUUGCGACCGGUGGCGAAGACUGUCGGUACAAGAUCUGGGACACACAGGGCACGAACGUUUACACGAGCGUGGCCGAUGACUACGCCAUUACGUCGGUAGAGUUCUGCCCGGAUGGUGAGCUGCUGGCGGUGGGGGGAUUCAACAUGGUCAAGCUUUGCCACAGCACCGGGUGGAGUCACAGCAUCGUGAGGUUCAACCAGCAGGUGAUCGGUUCCUUGUUUAAUAUCGUUUGGUCGGCGGAUGGAACACAGAUAGCGUCCUCUACCAGCACGGGGACGCUGCUCUUCGGGCACAUCAUCGAACGGGAGCUACGGAAUCGCAACCUGAAAGCGAUCACCACGGGGCGCAAAACGAUCCUACUGCAGGACAUCGUCGCUCGUACCACCGACACGUUGGACUUUUCCGAGCGAGUCAUCAAGUGGGAGCUGGGCUAUGGCCAUUUGGUCGUCGCAACGGUUCAUCAGAUUCACAUCUUCAACGAGCACUACAUCAACACGCCGAUCAUCAUCGACGGGCGCAGCGAUAUUCGCAUCAUCAUGCUUGGCAGGAAAAACUUCCUCCUAGUUGACCAUUCCUCCAUUUGGAUUUACACGUACUCCGGGCGGCUACACUUGAACCCUCGGUACCCGGGAUCACAGGCCCAGAUCGCCCAUCUCAACAGUCGCUGUAUUUCUCUCGGAAUGGACUCGCUAGCGGUGCGCGAUCACUCCGAUCAAACGAUCUUGCACGUUUUCGAUCUGCUGCCCAGUGCCACUCGGCAGGAGGAACCAUACAGCAUCCACGCCAAGGUGGGAAUAGUUGAGGUGGCCGUCUGCCGGUUCGGCAGUCCCGACGAUCAGUACCUGGUGUACGUCGACGCGAACCAGGAUCUGCACAUUACGAACUGCACAGGCAGUGAGUAUGUGACGCACAAGAUCGGUACACAGGUACAUCGGGUAAUGUGGUCAAACGACACGAACAUCCUGGUCGGCCUUCACGAUCUCAGCUACAGCGUGUGGUACUGUCCGGGUGAAGCCUGCGCGGAUCCCACUUUGAUCGCGCUAACAACGUUCACGUACGACACGAGCGAGUUCGGUAAGAACAUUACGCUGGAAAACUUCGAAGGGGCCAGCGUGACGUUCCGUAGCUCCGGAGCCAUUUUCACCGUCUCUGUGAAAACCUACUGCGUGAUACUGCACAAACUGUUUGCCGAAAAUCAGUGGGAACGGUCGCUGAAGCUGUGCCGCUUGGUACAGAAUCAGCUCCUGUGGGCCACUCUGGCCGCGAUGGCGUCCAAACGAAACCAGCUGGACAUCAGUGAGGAAGCGUUUUGUGCCUCACUACAGAUUGAUAAGGUGAACUAUCUGAACUACAUCAAAUCCAUGCCACUGUCCAGCCCGGAACAUAUGGCUGAAAACUCCGUGAUGAACGGGCGCAUCCAGGAAGCGGAAACUAUACUGCUGCACAACAAGCGCAUUCCAGAGGCCAUUCGGUUCUGCUUGCGCAUGCACCGCUGGAACAAGGCACUCGAGGUGGCGCUGAAACACGAGCAGGACGUAGAUCUUGUGCUGGCGGAACGUAAGAGAUACUUGCAGGCCCUGGAACGGGAGGAAAACGAUCCGCAAUUUUUGGCACUGGACGCACCGUAA
Anopheles bellator is the source of this 2259-nucleotide messenger RNA. It is a transcript of the gene Oseg5, whose product is annotated as intraflagellar transport protein 80 homolog. The transcript has 3 exons. Gene Ontology annotation, molecular function: protein binding. Bases 1 to 2259 code for a protein of 752 amino acids. Gene Ontology annotation, cellular component: cilium; intraciliary transport particle B; centrosome. NCBI's taxonomy places the organism in Eukaryota, Metazoa, Arthropoda, Insecta, Diptera, Culicidae. Gene Ontology annotation, biological process: cilium assembly. The record is from RefSeq and is a predicted model, not a curated record.